CUCUCACUCGCGUGUAAGAAAUACGAAUCUAUCACCUCACACUCCACAUGCGGAAUCAAAUUCUUUGUACCAAGACCCAUCGUUCAUUGUUAUUCACUGCAACAGAAAUAAGAAAAGGAAAGAAAAAAAAUUCACAGUGAAGAUCUUCCAUUGUUGAGCCCUGAAAGUGGAAAAAAGGCAACCAAAAAAAGGUUCUUCAACACCCAUUAUCGCUCAAAUCAAACGAGUUGAAGAGCAAAGGAAUCUCCCCCCUUUCAAUGACAGUGAGAUGAUUUUUUGCCCCAUUUGAACUUAUUUUGCCUCUUGGAUCAAUUUCACUGCAUAAUACAACUACCCAUUUUCGGAUUUUAGGUUGGAGGUUUGAAGCAGUUUGAUCUUUUGUCUCUGUAAUUUCUUUUGCUGCUGUUGCUGUUUAUUUGAGAGGUGUGUUUUAGGAGAUCUUAUAAUGGUUUCGAGGUCUUAUUCUAACUUGUUAGAGCUUGCUUCUGGUGGUUGUUCUCCCUCUUUUGGCCUUGGCCGAGAGAAGAGGAGGCUUCCUAGAGUGGCCACUGUGGCUGGAGUAUUGUCUGAGCUUGAUGAUGAUAGCUGCAACAGCACUGGCUCAGAUGCCCCUUCGUCAGUAUCGCAAGACCGGAUGAUCAUUGUUGGGAAUCAGCUCCCUAUUCGAGCGAAUCGAAACGAGAAUGGAGAUUGGGAGUUUAGUAUGGAUGAGGAUUCACUUCUUUUACAGCUUAAAGAUGGACUUGGAGAAGAUGUGGAAGUGAUUUAUAUUGGUUGUCUCAGAGAGGAGGUUGAUCCAAGGGAGCAAGAUGAUGUUGCACAAACUCUUUUGGACCGAUUCAAGUGCGUCCCGACGUUCCUUCCUCCGGAACUUUUUAGUAAAUUUUAUCAUGGAUUCUGCAAGCAACAUUUAUGGCCACUGUUUCACUAUAUGCUUCCCCUGUCACCGGAUCUUGGUGGCCGAUUUGAUCGGUCUCUUUGGCAAGCGUAUCUUUCUGUGAAUAAGAUAUUUGCUGAUAAAGUCAUGGAAGUGAUUAGUCCUGAUGAUGACUUUGUUUGGGUUCAUGAUUACCAUUUGAUGGUUUUGCCAACGUUUUUGAGGAAGAGGUUUAACAGGGUGAAGCUUGGAUUUUUCCUGCAUAGUCCAUUUCCUUCGUCUGAGAUUUAUCGAACCCUUCCUGUCAGAGAUGAACUUCUUCGGGCACUAUUGAACUCUGAUCUUAUUGGCUUCCACACGUUUGAUUAUGCUAGGCAUUUUUUAUCUUGCUGCAGCAGAAUGCUUGGUCUGUCUUAUCAAUCUAAGCGAGGUUACAUCGGGCUUGAAUACUAUGGUCGUACUGUGAGCAUUAAGAUUCUUCCUGUCGGUAUUCAUAUAGGCCAGCUCCAAAAUGUUCUGAAUCUCCCUGAGACUGUAUCCAAAGUCGCAGAACUGCAAGAUCGGUUCAAGGGUCAAACUGUUUUGCUUGGGGUCGAUGAUAUGGACAUAUUUAAGGGGAUCAGCCUGAAACUUUUGGCAUUUGAACAAUUGCUCCGACAACAUCCUGAGAGAUGGGGUAAAGCUGUGUUAGUACAGAUUGCGAACCCUGCAAGAGGCAGAGGGAAAGAUGUACAGGAGGUUGUGGCUGAAACUACUGCGACAGUGGAUAGAAUUAAUUCAACAUUCAGAAGGCCAGGAUACGAGCCUGUGGUUUUGAUAAACACUCCCUUGCAGUUUUAUGAGCGAAUCGCUUACUAUGCAAUUGCUGAGUGCUGCCUUGUUACUGCAGUGAGAGAUGGGAUGAAUCUUAUACCUUACGAGUAUAUUAUAUGUCGGCAAGGCAAUGAGAAGCUUGACGAUGUUCUCGGGCUAAAUCCAUCAACUGCAAAGAAGGGCAUGUUAGUGUUGUCUGAGUUUAUUGGGUGUUCCCCAUCCCUCAGUGGAGCUAUUCGGGUUAACCCAUGGAAUAUUGAAGCUGUCACUGAAGCAAUGGAUUCUGCCCUGGUAAUCCCCGAGGCAGAAAAGCAAUUGCGACAUGAAAAGCAUUAUAGGUAUGUUAGUACACAUGAUGUUGCAUAUUGGGCACGCAGCUUUUUGCAGGAUCUAGGCAGGGCCUGUAGAGACCAUUCAAUGAGGAGGUGCUGGGGUAUAGGUUUUGGUUUAGGAUUUCGAGUUAUUGCGCUGGAUCCAGAUUUUAGGAAGCUUUCAGUUGAUCAUAUUGUUUCAGUGUAUAAGAGAACGUGCCACCGAGCAAUUUUGUUAGAUUAUGAUGGUAUCAUGAUGCUUCCCGGAUCAAUUAGCAUGAAUCCAACUUCAGAAGCCCUUGGAAUCUUGAACAAUUUGUGUAAAGAUCCUAAAAAUGUUGUGUUCCUUGUUAGUGGAAAGGACCGCAAAACUCUGACCGAAUGGUUUUCACCUUGUGAAAAGCUUGGACUAGCUGCAGAACAUGGUUUUUAUCUCAGGCCAAAUCAUACUGCAGAUUGGGAGACAUGUGUAGCUGUGACCGAUUUCGACUGGAAACAGAUUGCAGAACCUGUUAUGCAAUUGUAUACCGAGACAACUGAUGGCUCUACAAUCGAAACUAGAGAGAGUGCACUUGUUUGGAACUACCUUUAUGCGGAUCCCGAUUUCGGGUCGUGCCAGGCCAAGGAACUUCUAGAUCACCUGGAAAGUGUUCUUGCCAAUGAGCCAGUUUCUGUCAAGAGUGGCCAACACAUUGUAGAAGUCAAACCUCAGGGUGUAAACAAGGGCAUUGUAGCAGAAUAUCUCUUGCAAACAAUGAGGGAGAAGGGAAUGCUUCCUGAUUUUGUUCUAUGCAUUGGAGACGACAGGUCAGACGAGGAUAUGUUCGAGGUGAUAAUGAAUGCAAAAGCCACCCUUUCUCCUGGUGCCGAAGUGUUCGGUUGCACCGUUGGCCAGAAACCGAGCAAGGCCAGGUAUUAUUUGGAAGACACACAUGAAAUCUUGAGAAUGUUACAAGGUCUUACCCAUGCAUCCGAGCACGCGACUAGAGCUGCUCCGCAGACGACGGCUCGUAGAGUGGUAAUUGCAGAGAGUAAAUAAGUAGGAAUCUCCACCAAUUCUCUCCUCAAAACCUGAAAAGGGUCUUUGUUAUUGGGUGUGUAUAUGAAGUUGACUUUGUGCAAAAGUCUGUUAUUGCUAUUUUGAGGGGUCUGUGAAAGGAUCAAAUAUUUUGAUGUUUUAUUAUUGGUGCAAUUCUUCUGUCCAUGGCCAUUUGAGUUAGGAGAAAACUGAAUAUUUCUGCUGUUGUUGCAUUAAUGUAUGUAGUUUUGACUGUGCUAAUGGGUGGAAUAGUGUAAUGCAUUUAUCUGUUUCUUCUCAA
Messenger RNA from Benincasa hispida (wax gourd), 3320 nucleotides. RefSeq names its product alpha,alpha-trehalose-phosphate synthase [UDP-forming] 5. NCBI's taxonomy places the organism in Eukaryota, Viridiplantae, Streptophyta, Magnoliopsida, Cucurbitales, Cucurbitaceae. Gene Ontology annotation, cellular component: cytosol. The record is from RefSeq and is a predicted model, not a curated record. Gene Ontology annotation, molecular function: trehalose-phosphatase activity. Gene Ontology annotation, biological process: trehalose biosynthetic process.